This is a messenger RNA of Cottoperca gobio, 3190 nucleotides long. RefSeq names its product docking protein 1b (gene dok1b). The record is from RefSeq and is a predicted model, not a curated record. Bases 285 to 2246 code for a protein of 653 amino acids. The transcript has 6 exons. Gene Ontology annotation, biological process: cell surface receptor protein tyrosine kinase signaling pathway; positive regulation of MAPK cascade; Ras protein signal transduction. Gene Ontology annotation, cellular component: cytoplasm. Lineage: Eukaryota; Metazoa; Chordata; Actinopteri; Perciformes; Bovichtidae.
GUGAGAGGCGACAGAUAGGCGACCCACCGAAAACAUUUGGACACUAUUUAACUUUAUCUGGACCACCCAGACACACUUUGGGCUUUUGAUUUCUACCAUGACGCCGUUAAUUGUGCGCGCGCGGUACGAUAAAUGCGUUUUAACGGCUAGCGAGCGGAAGUGAGAGAAGAGGGAAGUUGUGAGUGGAUGUAGGAUAAAGAAACAACCAUAAAAGUGAUUUUCGUCAAGUUCAACUCACAUUUCGUCUUUCUAGAGGAAGGGUGGCCCUGGAGAGUUUGGAGGGCAUGGACACCCACGUGAAGGAGGGACAACUUUAUGUGCAGCAUCAAAAGUUUGGAAAGAAAUGGAAGAAGAACUGGUUCGUCCUCUACCCCGCCAGCCAAAACGGCAUCGCCCGCCUCGAGUUCUACGACGCACCCUCGGGUGGAGUUGGGGGGAUCGGCGGAGCCUCGGGAAGCGGGUCCAAUGAGAAAACCAGGAAGCUUGACAAGAAGAUCAUCCGCUUGUCAGAGUGCAUUUCCAUCCUGCCGGCGCUGACGGAGAGCUGUCCCAAAGAAAACAUGGCAGCGUUCUGUGUGGAGACCAACGACAAGACGCACGUGUUUGCUGCAGAGAAGAACGCCACCAAGGACUGGAUGGACACCAUGUGUGACAUCGCAUUUCAGGGAGGAGGCAGCAGCAGCACUGCUGCAGACUCUAAUGGAGGAGCCCUGGACCUGCAGAUGUCUGAAAACCUCAUCUACUACUCCAGAGAGGAGGUGAACGAGUUCUGGGUGAGCGUUCAGCGCACCGAGGCGUCAGAGCGCUGCGGGCUGACGGGCAACUACUGGCUGAAAGCAGAAAACGACAUUUUAAUCUUGAAGGAGCCGAAGACCAAGAGGAACGUUGUCGUGUGGCCCUACAAGCUGCUGAGGAGAUACGGGCGAGACCGGGUGAUGUUUUCGUUCGAGGCAGGCCGGCGCUGCGACUCGGGCCCCGGUAACUUCACCUUUGACACCAAGCAAGGCAACGAGAUCUUCACGCUGGUGGAGCAGGCCAUCCAGUCGCAGAAGGUCCUGGCUGAGGAGCGCCACCUCAGCGGCCCCAUCAACUUUGACCCAGACUGCCCUUCGUCACUGCAGUACAUACGCAACGCCGCUCCUAGUAGCUUAACAGCAGGAAAUGGAGACAGCAGCAGCAGCUGCAGCAGUCGGGAGGCCGACGGCGAUUCAGGCGGCAGCAAACCGGGCUCUGCUGAUGGUGUGCUUGGGAAGAGAGAGGGAACGGCAGGAGGGCUCAAGGGGAGGAGUUUACCAGAACCUCCAGCCAUCUUGGGAGUUUUGGGAGCUGGGGGGCCCCCUGUAAAGGCUCCCAGGGCGCAGGCGGCAGCAAAAGGUUUUUCCUCAGCUGACGAACAUGCAGCUCUUUAUUCUGAGCCGGCAGAUUCAGUCCGCCUGCCUCUGCACAGCAGCCACUGCCUCUACUCCGACCCAGUGGACAUUAUCAAAGGUCAAAGCAGCGCCCCUUUAGUGCCCACCCCACGCCUCCGACCAGUCGGAGACGAGGCUUCAGGAGGUGUCGUCCAAGCGGAUCAUCACCUUGGAGGCAGCAACCACAGGAAGCCGCCUGACUUGUUCUCGCACGUGUACGACCGGAUCAGCCUGGAGCUGAACCAGAAAACGAGUGCGAUGAGUCUAAACGGGGGUGCUGGGGGAGGACGAGGGGUGAACAGUAACAGGCGACCCCCAGGAGGUCAAGCAGAAGGGGCUUCAUUGCCUCCUGCUGCUCGUCUGGAGCACAUAUACGAUGAACCCGAGGGGUGCGCCUCGACCUCUAGUUCAGGGAUGAGUAUUUACGACGAGGCCCACAGCCAGAGGAGACAGGAAGAGGGGGCGGCCUCCGGACCAGAGGGAAAUUACAGCACCCCCUCGCUUGGAAAGCAGUCGGAGUCCCACAAACACUCGCCUCCUCUGCUGGCCCAGAGCCGUUGCGUGCCGCAACCUCCGGCGCCGAGGUGGCCUAAACCUGUCACCACUCCUAAGCCGGGCAGACUUGCUCGGAAGGAGCCGGUGCCGCUGCCCACUGGGAAACAUGGAGGCAGUAAUGUGAACAACAACAACAAUAUUUGGGGAGGAGGAGACGGGGGGAUGGAGCUGUACAGCAAAGUGUCGAAGCGGAAACCUCCUUCUGAUAAUUCGUGGUACGACCAGCAGCAGGCGCCGCUGAGAUCACCUGAUAUCAUCUAUGACAACUUUGGAGAUAUUUGACAUGUUUUUUUUGCUACAAGGACUAAACAUGUAAUCUUCAUCCCCUUUGUGAGAAGAGGAGAAGUGCUAAUGCCUUUUAUUCAUGCAGCUUUUGUAAACACAUUUCUUCAAACUGUGGACUGGCAUAAUUAUUAGAGACAGUCGAUUCAUUCUGUGUGUGUGUGUGUGUGUGUGUGUGUGUGUGUGUGUGUGUGUGUGUGUGUGUGUGUGUGUGUGUGUGUGUGUGUGUGUGUGUGUGUGUGUGUGUGUGUGUGUGUGUGUGUGUGUGUGUGUGUGUGUGUGUGAGAAAGAGAGAGAGUGGGUGUUUGCAUGGUCAAACCCAUAACUGGAGUACCAAGCCACAGUGUGGUUGGGAGCAGCCACUUCACUUGAACACACACACAUAGAAACCGUCUGGAUUUGCCAAAAGGAGCCGGCCUACAGGCUUCACUUUAACAAGCUGAGAGAGCGGCUGGCUCUUCAUUUAUAAAAUGUCCGCUGUGCUUAUGAAGUAACUGGGAAACAUGUUUUUGCACUGCUUCGGUUUGAAGUAUCUUUUAGGCUUUACCAAAAUGAAUUGAACUUUUUCUGUUUGUGUUUUCUGGACUGAUUUAUACUAAAUCCCAAUAAACUGGAGAGAUUUACCACAUUUUCAGCCCAGGACACUAAUAUGUGACGUAGUCGCAUCUUAGGAUCCACUGAAUGGAAAAAUAUUGUUGCUACUGUUUUAGAGGAAACAUGAAAAGUGAUUUUUUUAAGACGUAAUGAGGGUCACAUGGUCCUCGUGUGGUUAUUGAAUUACAGAGGUGACUUCCUGGUUAAGAUAAUAUUAUUGAAUCCUUUAUGUUUCUAUGUACAGACAAACUAAAUAUGAAACUAAUCAACUCCCUGCAAUGUGUCAAUAUGUGUGUCAGAAACAGCUGUGCUGUCUGUAAAUAUAACUAUUAAAAAGGAUCUUUAAAUGA